This is a messenger RNA of Microthlaspi erraticum, 2955 nucleotides long. The record is from the annotation of a GenBank genome assembly. NCBI's taxonomy places the organism in Eukaryota, Viridiplantae, Streptophyta, Magnoliopsida, Brassicales, Brassicaceae.
AUGGAAAGUGAAGUGGAAGGAGAUCAAGCGAUACCAGAGAUACACUUGGUACCUCCUCGGCGGCAAGUUGAAGAUCCACACAGGAAGAGACUCGGUCCAGAAAAGGAAACAAAGAGAGCAAGAGAUGAUGAUGAUGAUUACAAGGCUAAAGUGAAUACACCGCAACAGUCACAGACACACAAGAGAACGAAGAUCAGAGGAAAAGUUGCUCGUGAUGGCUACAAAAGCAAACCACCGGUCAAAAAAGCCUCUGCUACUGCUACGCCUGCAUCAGCUGAAACUUCUUCCGAAGCUAACGACAGCUAUUCUCGCCCAAAGAGAUCUUGCAGAAGAUCUUUAACGUUUUACACUGAUGAUGAAGAAGAAGACGAGUAUCGUGGGCGGACUUUCACUUCAUUGCCAAGUACAAGUCGCCAAAGCAGGACUCAGUCAAAGAAGGAAACACUUGAUAAGAGUCCUAAGGGGAAGACUAUGACAUCUAAUGAUCAAUCUGUCACUGGCAGAGAAAGCUCAACCAUGUCAGUCCGGAUACCAUCUCCAAAUAUCCAGAACUUUCUGUCAGAGAUGCAACCAAGUUUGUGUAGAAAGAAGAGAAGGAACAGAGACCCUGUAGCAAGCAAACUCAAUGCAAGGGUGUUACACCUCCAGUGGCGACGCCAAUAUGCAACAGGUACUACAUCUGAUGAGGAGUUGUGGGAACGGAAACUCUCAGUAGACUCUGUCACCAAGUUCUUCAAGGAGUUAGACAUCAGGAGAGACAAUCCUUGCCUUGCACAUAGCAUGGAAACUGCACUAACUCUACAUGAGGAAGCAUGUAAGAAGCAAAAGGCACUGUACACGAAAGAUGAUGGCUCAAUCAUUCCUUUCCCUGAUGAGAAGAAACAUCAGCCGAAAGUAGAAUUGGAUGAGGAAUCAAUAAGAGUGUGGAACCUCCUGAUGGUGAGUAUAGACAGCGAAGGUGUCGAUGGUUUGGAUGAGGAUAAACAAAGAUGGUGGGAAGAGGAGAGGAGAAGGUUACAUGAACGUACAAACUCCUUUAUCACUCGCAUGCGUCUUGUGCAAGGCGAUCGAAGAUUCUCACCUUGGAAAGGCUCCGUUAUAGACUCAGUUGUCGGUGUUUUCUUGACACAAAGUGUCGCUGACCACUCAUCAAGCUCUGUAUUUAUGGAUAUUGCUGCCGAGUUUCCAAACCCGGUAAAUGCAGUUGCAGCUCCAAGAAGAACACGCAACCCUACUGGCAUCGUCAUAGAUGAGAUUGAUGAUGACGACGGCGUCACUGAUAGUUCCAUCUGUUGUACGUUAAACCAAUCGAAACAGAAAGGUACUUGUAUUGUCUCAACGAACCUAAACGAAGCACCGUUUGAGGUAGAGAGCUGUGAUGAACUCAGAAACAAUGUUGAUGACGGAAGUCAACAACAAGAAGAGAAGAGUACCAUUCAGUCACAAGACGAGGAACCGAAGACAAGAAGAGAGCAGCACACAAAGAUGAAGGGAAAGAAGAAAAAGGGUCAACCCGCAAAGAAAAAGGCAAAGAAGGACCCAAAGAGAGACUUUGAUGACUGGGACAGUUUGAGACGAGAAGCAGAAGCUAGUGGCCAAAAGAGAGAGAGAACAGACAGAACUAUGGACGCUGCUGACUGGGACGCACUGCGACGUGCAGACGUAAACAAGAUUGCUGAUCUAAUCAAAAAGCGAGGGUUGCACGAAUUGCUUUCCCAAAGAAUCAAGGAUUUCUUAAACAGAAUGGUUAAAGACCAUGGAGAGAUAGACCUUGAGUGGUUGAGAAACGUACCACCUCACCAAACCAAGGAAUAUCUACUAAGCAUAAUGGGAUUAGGGUUGAAAAGUGUGGAGUGCAUCCGACUCUUGUCACUACACCAAACUGCAUUCCCUGUUGACACAAACAUUGGACGGAUUGCUGUAAGGCUGGGAUGGGUUCUCUUACAGCCGCUACCCGGCGAUCUGCAGAUGCAUCUACUGGAUCUGUAUCCAGUAUUGGCAUCUGUUCAGAAGUAUCUCUGGCCACGCCUCUACAAGCUUGACCAAAAGACUUUGUACGAGUUGCACUACCACAUGAUCACAUUCGGAAAGGUCUUUUGCACAAAGAAAAAACCAAACUGCGGAGCGUGUCCAAUGAAGGCGGAGUGCCGUCACUAUGCUAGUACACGUGCAAGUGCCCAACUUGCGUUACCAGAUGCAGAGGAGGUAACAAUACAUGCGAGAAGAUCUGCUGUUGUCUGCGAACCCAUCAUUGAAGAACCAGCAUCACCACCGCAUUGCCCAGAUAUUGAGGAUUUCCCAUCGAGGAAUGAAGAUGAAGUUGAUCCUUGGGAGAAUAAGACUAUCAUUCCUACCAUCAUCAUUGGGAACAAAAAAGAUGGACUUUCUACAGUCUUUGAAGCUGGUACAUCAAACAGUUUGGUGGUUCUAAGCAACAAAACAACACCAAUAGCAAGACAGAGCCUAAAGACUAAGGAUAGGCUACGCACACAACACAUUGUGUACGAGCUACCGGACUCUCAUCCCAUUCUGCGUGGGUUUGAGCCUCGAGACCCCGAUGAUACAUUUCCGUAUUUGCUAGCUAUCUGGACUCCGGAGAACACAUGUUUCCCAGGGAAUUCAAAAACAGUACGCGGAACCAUUUUGAUUCCUUGCAGAACUGCAAUGAGAGGGAGAUUUCCUCUGAAUGGCACUUACUUCCAAACGAACGAGGUCUUUGCGGACCACAGCUCUAGCAUCAACCCAAUAUAUGUCCGAGGAGAGUCAUUAGGAAGCCUAUCAAGAGCACUUGUGUACUGUGGAUCCUCUGUUAGCGCUUGUUUUGGAGGUUUAUCAGUGGAAGAAAUUCAAUAUGGUUUCUGGAGAGGUUAUGUCUGUGUUAGAGGAUUCGACAGAAGGACGAGGAAAUCGAAGCCACUUGUGAGAAAAUUGCACUACACAUCCAGCAAAAAGUAG